This is a messenger RNA of Aspergillus terreus NIH2624, 1032 nucleotides long. RefSeq lists its product as uncharacterized. The record is from RefSeq and is a predicted model, not a curated record. Bases 1 to 1032 code for a protein of 343 amino acids. Lineage: Eukaryota; Fungi; Ascomycota; Eurotiomycetes; Eurotiales; Aspergillaceae. The transcript is spliced from 2 exons. Gene Ontology annotation, biological process: amino acid catabolic process.
AUGCAUAUCCUGAUUUUGGCUCUUGCGGCGGGCGCAAUCGGUACUGAUGCGCGAAGUGAUAUCGAGCACAUCUGGCAGACCGUCUGGCGACUCGGGUUCUACCGUGGCGGACCUGUGUUCAUGUCCGCGCUGGCGGGAAUUGACAUCGCCUUGUGGGAUCUGAAGGGACGGAACCUGGGCGUGCCAGUGUAUCAGCUGUUGGGCGGCAAGGUGCGUCAGAAGGUCCAGGUGUACGCCUGGAUUGGCGGGGACCGUCCGGCCGAUGUCGAAGUCGCAGCGAAGGCGCGUAUCGAACAAGGCCUCAAGUGCAUCAAGAUGAACGCCACAGAGGACGUGAACUGGCUGGACUCGCCGGCCGUGCUAGACUCAUGCGUCGAGCGACUGAAGCAAGUCAAAGCUCUCGGGCUAGACGCAGGACUCGAUUUCCACGGGCGACUGCACAAGCCCAUGGCUAAGCAGCUCGCGAAGGCGCUGGAGCCGUACCGUCCUUUAUUCAUCGAGGAACCGCUGUUGUGUGAGCACCCAGAGGCACUCAAACAGCUGUCGGGCCUGACCACCAUCCCCAUUGCUUUUGGAGAGCGGCUGUACACCCGGUGGGAUGCCAAGCGCUUCCUAGAAGAGAGCUCCGUGGAUAUACUACAACCGGACAUUGCGCACGCCGGAGGCAUCUCCGAGACGAAGCGCAUUGCAACGAUGGCGGAGUCGUACGAUGUGGCAAUCGCGCCGCAUUGUCCGCUUGGGCCCAUUGCGUUGGCUGCGUCUAUCCAGGUUGCACUGUCGACGCCGAACUUUGUCAUCCAGGAGAUGUCUCUGGGAAUGCACUACAAUGUGGAGGCGGGCGAUAUUGAUCUGAACAGUUACUUGGUGGACAAGUCGGUGUUUGAGAUCUCAGAAGGAUACGUGCAGGCGCCGUCUGGGCCAGGACUAGGAAUUGAAAUUGACGAGGCGUUGGUGCGCAAGAUUAGCCUGGAGACAGAGCCAUGGCCCCCCAAGGAGUUUUAUGGGCCUGAUGGGAGCAUUCGCGAGUGGUGA